UUUUUUUAAUUUUUUUUUAAACAUUUGACAAAGUUCCGUUUUUCUUCUUUUUUUUUUCAUUCUUAUAUUUUUUAAUUAGUGCUUCGUACAAUUGCCGCGUGAACAUAGCGAUAUUCUCCGUUAUAAAUAUUGCUGUAUUAAUCUUACGUGUCAAUAAUUAUUCAAAAAUCCUUCGUGUCACAUAUCCAAUAUUACUCAUUCGUAAGAUAAAAAUUACUUUUCAAUUUUAUAUAUUAGAUAAAAAAAAGUAAAAAGUGAUAUAGUAUCUUUUCUUUAAAUUCGUCUUGUUUCGCGUCGUUUAUGUGGAAACAUUCUUUAUCUUACACAUAUAAGACGUAUCUGAGAUAUUAUUAUUUGAUAAAAAAAACCAAUAAACGGAAUAAACCAAUAUACAACUGUAUUUCUACAAUAUACCCUGUAUUAAAAUACAUAAAGAUAUCUACUUAUAUAUACCAAGAAGAAACAUGAGUUUACAGUGGUCACUGGUUGCCUCUUUCUUAUAUAUAGAAAUGAUUAUUGUAUUAUUGCUAGUAUUACCUAUAAUGUCACCAACAAGAUGGCAGAAAUUUUUCAAAUCACGCUUUGCACAAAGUUUAAGUUAUCAGUCAUCAACUAUAUUUUAUAUAAUAAUUGUAAUAUUAGUCUUAUUUUGGUUAGAUUCUGUCAGAGAAAUGGUUAAGUACUCAACGGUUGGUGAACGUGCUGGAGAACAUGCUCAUUUAGAUGCAGAAAUGCAAGGAAAUAUGAAACUUUUCCGAGCUCAAAGAAACUUCUACAUAUCGGGAUUUUCAUUAUUUUUGAGCAUAGUUAUACAACGUCUGUCAAAAUUAAUCUCUACACAAGCUCAGCUUUUAGCUCAAAAUGAAGCUGCUAUGAGACAAGCACAAUCUGCUACUACCACAGCAAGAAGUCUACUUUCUCAGAAACCAAGUGGUGAAAGCGCUCAAAAUGAUUCUAAUGAGGCACAUGAUAAAGCUGUUUCAGAAUUAAAAAAUCAAAUUAAAGAAUUGCAGGCAAAAAAAAUAGAACUUGAGAAUGAACUAACAAAAGAAAAGAAAGACAAAGAAGCUAUCAAAUCACAAGCUGAAUCUUUAACAAAAGAAUAUGAUCGUUUGAGUGCCGAACAUGCAAAAACCCUAUCAAGCGGAGAUAAAAAAAGUGAUUAA
Messenger RNA from Vespa mandarinia (Asian giant hornet), 1166 nucleotides. RefSeq names its product B-cell receptor-associated protein 31-like. Gene Ontology annotation, biological process: intracellular protein transport; endoplasmic reticulum to Golgi vesicle-mediated transport. Gene Ontology annotation, cellular component: endoplasmic reticulum membrane; endoplasmic reticulum. Lineage: Eukaryota; Metazoa; Arthropoda; Insecta; Hymenoptera; Vespidae. The record is from RefSeq and is a predicted model, not a curated record.